This is a messenger RNA of Aphanomyces invadans, 1101 nucleotides long. RefSeq lists its product as hypothetical. The record is from RefSeq and is a predicted model, not a curated record. The coding region runs from base 40 to 1044 and encodes 334 amino acids. The transcript has a single exon. Lineage: Eukaryota; Oomycota; Saprolegniomycetes; Saprolegniales; Verrucalvaceae.
GCCGAUCCGAGUGCUUCAGAUUGAGAGGAAGUUGCAGCCAUGGCGACGCUGGUGCUGAAGGCGCCGCAGCUUCGUGCAUGCUUCACACGCGCAUUUGCUGCAUCAUCCAUGCCGCUUUCUCUGCAGAAAAUCGUGGUGAAGUUGGCGACAGAUGCGUAUGACCCCGCAGUGUCCAAGUACACGACGUUGCCAGCGCAGCUCACUGUGCCAUCGUUGCCAGACUUCCCUGCAAGCCUUCAUGGGUCGUGGGUCAAUGUGUCGGCGCUCCGUGAAUUGUACCGCAAGAACAAGGUGGAUCGCGAGAUCGUGGAAGCCCUGGACAAGGUUGGGUUCAUCUGGGACAUGAGGCAGCACAAAUGGACCUUGGUCAUCGAAGCCCUGAACACGUAUUUGAAACUGAACGGCCAUGUCAUUGUGCCGCGACGCUUUGUAAUCCCCCAAAACGACGAAAGAUGGCCCCAAGACACGUGGAAUUGGAAACUCGGCCGCAUCGUCGACAACAUUCGGCUUCGACUCAAGAAAGACCUUCAUGCAGACCGUGUUGCCGCUCUCGAUCAACUCGGAUUCGUCUGGAGUGUGCACGAAUACGAGUGGCAGCAAAACAUGGAGCUCCUCACAACAUUUCAUCGACUAUAUGGCCAUGUGAACAUCCCAAAUACGUUCGUCGUCCCAUGCGACAGCAACGAGUGGCCUGCGUUUGGAGGCGGCAUGCGCCUUGGGCUCUGGGUGCAAAACCUGCGGAUGAGGAAGUCGACGUUGUCCGAGUCGAGACUCGUGGAACUCCAAAGCGUUGACUUCGUCUGGGAUGCGCAUGAUGAAUCCUGGCAAAUCAACAUGCGGGCGCUGAAAUGGUUCAAGUUUCUCAAGGGACACGUAAACGUUCCCAAGCGAUUUGUCACGACAGAGGAAUGGCCGAUUGAGUUAAGAGACGUGCACCUCGGUGCAUUCCUCCACAACUCUCGGCAUCGAAAAGGUUACUUGGACUCGGAUCGGCGUGUGAAUCUAAAUAGUCUUGGCGUGCACGUAAAGAAGGCUGAAACAUAGUAGUUCGAGUGUCAACUUCCCCAAGCAAACUCGCACCACUUUUAACGUCCUUUUCAU